Messenger RNA from Eublepharis macularius, 953 nucleotides. It is a transcript of the gene KCTD4, whose product is annotated as potassium channel tetramerization domain containing 4. The record is from RefSeq and is a predicted model, not a curated record. Lineage: Eukaryota; Metazoa; Chordata; Lepidosauria; Squamata; Eublepharidae. Gene Ontology annotation, biological process: protein homooligomerization. The coding region runs from base 1 to 888 and encodes 295 amino acids. Gene Ontology annotation, molecular function: protein binding. The transcript is spliced from 2 exons.
AUGACGAGCACUCCAGUUCUACCAUCCUCCCUACCAGAGCUGCCUAAAGGGGUUUUUAAGAAGAAAGCUCCAUACAAAGCACAAGACGAGCAAGGCAAGAAAGGAGCCUUACAAACGGAGCACAAAACAAUCAGGCGUGAAAUGGAAUGUGACAGAAAAAGCGACGACUUCGAAGCCAUCGAUCAAGGCAAUAAUUGUAAAAUGUCUCCAGUGACUCUUAACGUUGGCGGGUAUCUGUACGUUACACAAAAGCAAACACUAGCCAAGUAUCCGGACUCGCUGCUGGAAAGAGUCGUAAGUGGAAAAAUCCUAUGCCCAUCUGAUGCAGAGGGCCAUUAUUUCAUAGACAGGGACGGGCUGCUGUUCAGGCACGUUCUGAACUUCCUCCGGAAUGGAGACCUGCUUCUACCAGAGGGAUUUCAAGAAAACCAACUUCUGGCUCGGGAGGCAGAAUUCUUUCAGCUUAAAGCAUUAGCUGAUGCAGUGAAGUCGAGGUGGGAGAAGGAGCAGCUGGCAUCCAGAGAGGCCACCUUUCUAGAAAUCACAGACAGCCAUGACCGGUCACAGGGCCUUCGGAUUUUUUGCAAUGCUCCUGAUUUCAUAACAAAAAUAAAAUCUCGGAUUGUUCUGGUGUCCAAAAGCAGGCUGGACGGCUUUCCAGAAGAGUUUUCAAUCUCUUCCAACAUUAUACAGUUUAAAUACUUCAUAAAGUCAGAGAAUGGAACACGGCUUGUUUUGAAGGAAGAUAACACUUUUGUUUGCACCCUGGAAACUCUUAAGUUUGAAGCGAUCAUGAUGGCACUAAAAUGCGGAUUUAGACUGCUGACCAGUCUGGAUUGCUCCAAGGGGUCAAUUGUUCACAGCGACGCACUUCAUUUCAUCAAGUAAUUACUUCUUCGCUCAAUGGACAAAAGGCCACAAGCAUGCAGCCUGCGAACCUCAUGAAACUACAA